CAUUUCUAAUGGCGGAAAAGCGGCAAUCGUCGUCAUAGCUGUCGUUUUAAUUCCAAUAGAAAUGCAAAAAUGUCCAAAAUGGAUCGCAUAUUAAACUCUAAAAAGGACAAGCAGACGAUAUACGAGAUUUACAGAGCAUGUCGUCUCUGUGGAGCGGGCGCGGGCUACAAAAUGCCGAUUAUUCAAAAUGUUGUCGACUCGGACGACACUGAUGUGGAGCUAAAGCAAAAGAUUCGCGAAUGCGUACAAAUUGAGGUGCAUCAAGAUGAUAAAAUGCCCCCCCUCAUCUGUGAGCUGUGCGUGGACAAGGUGAAUGACUUCUACGAGUUCCUGGAGAUGUGCCGGCAGACUAACAAGAGGACGCGCCUGAGGCUCGGCCUGCCGCCCCAGUCCAUGCCCCGAGGAGCUCCAGAUGCGGGAGAGUGUAUCCUCGGACUCACAGAGCCGGUGUACAUAAACGAUGAUUCUGAUGGGGAGCCCAUAGCCAAGCACAAGAGAGGCAAAGUGAUGCAGCCCAAAGUGCUCAUCAAGAAAGAACCGGAUUUGAAGUCCAAGGAAAAGCGCAGUUCAUCGGACUCCCGCUCGAGCCGGCGCCGUCGCUCGCCGACGCCGCCGCGGCUCACCAGACAUAGAAACAACUCCAAAGAUGAUAACGUAUCGCUCAGUCGAUUGCAGGAUAAAUCAAAAUCUCCAAAGAGUACACCCAAGUCUAUACUGAAGAAGGAAAUAAAGUCUGAGGACAAUUCUUUGUUGACACCGCGUCUGAAACGGUCACGCGAUAAGGAGCCUGUCAAACUGGAUACUCCUGUCAAAAAAGUCAAGAUAGCAGCAAAGUCCCCACCACCGAAACCGUCCCCCAAAACGUCUCCCCGUUCCAAGCUCAAAGCGAAGCCCCCAACCAAAAGGCCUCCGUCCCCCGUCCCAGCUCACCAGUGCAGCGUCUGCAGCCAGGGUCUGAAGACGGUGCAGGCUGUCACCAAUCAUAUGAAGAUGCAUGUUGUUGGGUUUACUAGUCCACGUAUGGCCUGCAACCCCUGUGGCUUGUGGUUUCCGUCAGCAGAUGAAGCGUCGACCCAUCACAGACAGCAUCGCAGUCGCGGCCGCCCCUACAACUGUAGACGCUGUACUGCAGACUUCAAACACCUCGCCGCUUAUGAUGAUCAUUUCGCUAACAACCAAUGCAUCCCACUGCCUGAGGUGCCGGAUGUCAAAUGCUCGGUGUGCUGGCAUCUGUUCCCCACCAACCACUUGCUGGACACACACAAGUGUAUGGGCGAGGACUACAGGCCUGGCGGUAAAUGUCCAAAAUGCAGGAGAAACUACGCAAUAUUGAAGAAUCUGAAGAAACACGAACUAGUCUGUACUGCUAAGAAGAAAGGUGAAGUGACAGUAUCCCCGGAGCUACUGGGCAGACUGAAGCCGGCGCAGGUGCGGAUAUCCCGCUGCGAUCCCUUGCUCAGCAACCUCAAGCAGGAACACUACGAUGUGUCCAAUGUUACCGCCGAUUUCGGCCUCGACAAAAACUGCAUCUACCCCUACAUAUCAUCUGUUUCGAGUCUCAGAAUAAAGUCAGAACCCGGUCUAGACAAAAUGGUUGCAAUCAAGGACGAAAUUAAGGACGAAUUCUAUUCAGAAGAGAACUACAUCCACUGGGAUUCAGAAGACUCUUCUGACGAUGAUAUCACCUGCACUUCUGUACUCGACCCUUCUCUUAAACAGAAGAGAGUGGACACACUCGCUAAUCUUACUCUAAAGACUUUAUUCUCCAAAAAAUGUCUCGGUAAAGUGCCCAAAAAGCGCAGAAGAGUUAAACAAGAGAAGAAUGCGUUUGAUUCUCUUCUGAAUGACACAGAAGAUGAUGUGACAAGAGAUAUUAAUGAUAUUAUCAACAAUUUGGGUGAUGAUGAUGAUUUUGGUGAUGAAAAGAAUGAUAGUGCUAACUUAAGUGCGGUUUUAAGUGAUAAAGUUGAUGAUGAAAAUAAAAGUAUGGAUGUUAGUGAUGAUAAGUUAAAUACUGAUGAUCAGAAUGGCUCGGGUGAUGACAAAGUUGACGGUGAUGACAAAAUUGCUACUAAAGAUGAUGAGACUGGACCUAGUGAUCAAAUAAUUGAUGCCAGUGAUGAAAAACAUUGUCCUAGUGUUGAUAAUGAUGUAGUUGAUGAUAAAAUCGGUUUUAGUGAUGACAAAAUCGGUCCUAGUGAUGAUCAAAUCGGUUCUAGUGAUGUUAAAAUGGCCGCUAGUGACGAUGUAUCAAAAGUUGUUGAUGAAAAUGAUGAUAGUGCUGUUUCUAACAAUGUUGAUGAUGUUGAUAAAGAGUCUGUUGUUGAUAAAGACAUUGAAAAUACUAAUACUAGUGAUGAUAAAGCAGCUGAUGUCGAUAGUAGUGACGUUAGCAAAGUUAUCGAUAAAAAUGAUCAAAUCAAUGCACAAAGUAAUUUAAGUGAAAUUAAUGCUAGUGAUGUGACUCAAGUAUCGAUAGAAAAAGACAUUAGUAGUGUUGCGAAUAAUGAGAAUAUUGUGUGCAAUGAAAACGGUUCAAAUAAUUUAAGUAGGCUUAAUAAUAAUGAUGAUUUAACUCGGUUAGAAGAUAAUACAAUUAAUAAUGGUUCUAUUAAUAAUAUGAAUGACGAUAAUGAUAGUGACGUUCUAAGUAAAAACGUUGUCGAUACUAAAAUUAAUGACGAUUUACCAGAAGUGAGUAAAGACGAAAAUCAGAACGAAGGUAAUGACGUUAGCGAUGACGUUUCACUCAAAAAUGACGUUGACGAUUCGAAAAAUGAUUUCGAAAGUCAAGAUUCUAAUUCUAUUGGUACUUUAAACGAAAGUUUACUUAAUGAUAACACUCAGAGUGAUGUUAUUAGCGAAAAUGAGCGAAAAGAAAUUGUCGAUAAAAUGAAUAUCGAUACCAGUGACAAUGCUACAUCACUACCCGAAAUUAGUUCCGAACAUAAAUCUCAAAUUAACGAAUUCUCAAUGGAAAACUUUAGUCAAAACUCAAAAAUAGAUGACAUUAAUGACGUGACAGAUACAGAUUAUAAGAAUGCUGUCAGUGUCAUAGUAAAUAAUGAUAAAAAUAAGCUUGUUGAAGAAUUAGACGAUUCAAACUUAAUGGCGGCUCUGGACGCUGAGAUUGGGGAGACCAAUGAUAAUUCUAAUCAGCAAAUUAAUGAGAAUUAUAAUGAUAAAAUAGCUCUAGAAGACUUAAUCGCGGCAAAGUCUGCCGAAAUUGAUGUUAUACCGGAUGAAUUUAAUUUUGAUGCUUGAAAGGAUUAUGCGUCAAUUUGUACCCAUUUCUUAACAUUGCUUAACAAUACUCCCCACUCAGCGUCAUUUAAUGGUUACUUAAGCCAUUCCUUAGUGAAGGAUUUGUAUGACAUUCCGUCACUAAGGAGUGAAUUAAGUAAUCAUUAAAUGUCUCUGAGUGGGGAGGAAUAAGACCUAUGUCAUAUGAAAAUUCUUGACAAACAUCAUCUCCCGAGCCUUUCCCCAACUAUGUUGAUGUCGGCUUCCAGUCUAACCGCAUGCAGCUGAGUACCAGUGUGCCACAAGGAGCGACUGCCUAUCUCUGAGCUCCUCAACCCAGUUACCCGGGCAACCCAAUACCCCUUGGUUAGACUGGUGUCAGAUUUCUGGCUUCUGACUACCCGUAACGACUGUCAAGCAUGUUCAAUGACAGCCGGGACCUACAGUUUAACGUGCCAUCCGAAACAGUUCAUCAGAAAGUUAAACAAUGCAAAAUAUGUAUUAAUAAAUGAUACAAAUAAAGACAUAAAAAAAAAUACAAUUGAUAGUGCUCGUCAAGAGCUUUCAUAUGACAUAGGUCUCAUCACUUGAGCAAUUUUGAAAACUGGGUAGGUACAAUGUUCAUACAAAAGUGCCCAUGCUAUUUUGUAUAAUCAUCGGCACGAAUCUUGAGCGCUGAUCUUCACCUGCGCAAAAGUGAUUUAUUGGGUCCCUUUGGUGGUAUGAAGUGAGGCGCGGGGGCGGGCUAAAGCGGUGAUUGGCCCGCAGCGCAUCGCGUCAUAGCCCUCACUCGGGAUUGGUUCUUUGCUAAUAAAUCACUUCCGCGCAGGUGGAGGUCAGCGCUAGAGAUUCGUGCCGAUGAUUAUAUAAUUAUAACCGACUUCCCAGAAAGGAGGAGGUUGAAAAUUGGGAUGUUUGUAUGUUUUUUCUGCUUGGUCGCCCAUAUCUCGCUCGAUUACCAAGCGAUUUAAAAACUUGACGAUUCUUGUUAUACAAGAAUGAAAAAAUAAAUAAAAAUAUUUUGUUUUGCGAUAUGUUAUUUUAAGUUCAAAAUUGUGGUUUUCCUGAACUGAUUUCGUCAAACUGAAAGAGAAUUGAGAUAAAUAUAUUUUUUGUUACUUUAUUUUUAAUAUUAGUUUUUAUUGUGUUUGCGGAUGGCGCUUUAAAAGCAUUUUUGUCAACACUUGAAAUGAAUCCUUUUCACACUCGCUGAUUCCCAUCGAGUGGCUACGUAACCACUUAGGCUCUAGACAGACGGACUGCAUUUCAACUGCAAUCUAACUGCAAAUUGCAGUUCAUGGGCCGUUUGAAUGCAGUUGACACGACUGCAAUAGAACUGCAAAUCAACUUCAGAACCCGACUACACGCCGACUGCAAUUCAACUGCAGUCGGACUGCACGUUCAACUGCAAUCUAACUGCCCUUGAACUGCAAUUGGCAGUUAGAUUGCAGUUGAAAUGCAGUCCGUCUGUCUAGAGCCCGUAGAAAUAAUUAUUUAUCUUGCUACGUAACCUUUUACGUAGAAAUAAUUUACUUUUCUUGGUCCCGAAGCCAGCCGAAGGGAAGUGAUUUAGUCAAAAGAAAGCGCUACUUAUCUACUUAUGUGAACGAAUUUGUAUAAUAUUAUUAAGCAGAGAAAUUGCAAAGUCUAUAUACCUAACUAAUUUUGUAAGAAUACCUUUUUAAGAGGUGUUAUCGGUAAAAUUACCAUGCUCUAUGUAAAAUUGGCACCCCCUUGAAAAGUCUGGUACCUAAGUGUACCGACAAUGUAAACGUCAGUUUUUACCGACUUCCCAAAAAGGAGGAGGUUCUCAAUUCGUCGGGAUCUUAGAUUUUUUUUUCUUAUGUAUGUUCACCGAUUACUCGAAGACAGAUAGGGUAUAGUUCUCAGGUGGUCCCAUAGUCAUCAGGUCAGGAUCUGAUGAUGGAAACCCGGAAGAAGUCGGUGGUGAAUUAAACAUAGCUGCGUCUACGAGACACUGACAUCUAGGCACCUUUUUUUUAACGAUGGCAAAAAUCAUCAAAUGACCUC
Molecule: messenger RNA, 5274 nt
Organism: Helicoverpa armigera (cotton bollworm)
Lineage: Eukaryota; Metazoa; Arthropoda; Insecta; Lepidoptera; Noctuidae
Product: protein PFC0760c
Exons: 12
Coding region: 70-3264 (1064 amino acids)
Cellular component (GO): nucleus
Molecular function (GO): zinc ion binding
Source: RefSeq, a predicted model, not a curated record